This is a messenger RNA of Psammomys obesus (fat sand rat), 442 nucleotides long. It is a transcript of the gene Fshb, whose product is annotated as follicle stimulating hormone subunit beta. The coding region runs from base 53 to 442 and encodes 129 amino acids. The transcript is spliced from 3 exons. Gene Ontology annotation, cellular component: cytoplasm; extracellular region. Lineage: Eukaryota; Metazoa; Chordata; Mammalia; Rodentia; Muridae. Gene Ontology annotation, molecular function: hormone activity. Gene Ontology annotation, biological process: G protein-coupled receptor signaling pathway. The record is from RefSeq and is a predicted model, not a curated record.
CCCAGAAGGCAGCUGACUACACAGGACAUAGCUGUUUGCUUCCCAGCCCAAGAUGAAGUCUGUCCAGCUUUGCAUCCUUCUCUGGUGUUGGAGAGCAAUCUGCUGCCACAGCUGUGAGCUGACCAACAUCACCAUCGCGGUAGAGAAGGAAGAGUGUCGUUUCUGCAUAAGCAUCAACACCACUUGGUGUUCGGGCUACUGCUACACCAGGGACUUGGUGUAUAAGGACCCAGCCAGACCCAAUACCCAGAAAGUAUGUACCUUCAAGGAGCUGGUAUAUGAGACCAUAAGACUGCCAGGCUGUGCCCACCACUCAGACUCGCUCUACACAUACCCAGUAGCCACUGAAUGUCACUGUAGCAAGUGUGACAGCCACAGCACUGACUGCACCGUGCGAGGCCUGGGACCCAGCUACUGCUCCUUCGGUGAAAUGAAAGAAUGA